AUGUUAGAAAAGUAUUUCAAUGCUCUGUCAAUUUUAAGUUUUGACAAGGCUAAAGAAAUAUUGGAUAAAGAAAAAGAUAUACGUUCAGGUUAUCUAGUAUGGACUAAGUUAAUUGAAUAUUUAUAUCAAAUAAUUCAAUUGGAAAAAGGUUAUCAUAAUCUUGGUUUUUCAGUAACAAAAUGGGGCACAAAGAAAGAUAAAACACUGAUUGCGGCCUACUCUGAACUUCAAACAGAUAUUCAUGUUCAAAUUGAAGUCGAGCAUAAUCAUAGUCAAGGAUCAUCCAGUUCAAACGAAAUAACACAAUUUAAACUGUUGAAGGAUGGAUUACAUCAAUUUUUAAAUAUUCGUGUUAAAUUAUUGAGAUUACAUGAGAUUGAAACAUUGUCACUAUUGUUAAAUGUACAUUAUUUUAUUUGCGAAUAUCAGUAUUUAAAUGCGCUAUCAAAUUUGCAUCAAAUGCAAGCAACAUUAAAAGAAUGGAAUGAUAAAGUGGAAAAUGAAGCAAAACUUUUUGUACCAGCCCGUAAGCCAGCAUUGAUUACAUGGUUUUCAAAAACACAUGAAUUUCUCGUAGCCAAGUUUUCAAUUUAUUUUUUCGAUUAUUUACAACUUUAUGGUGGUUGCAUUCUAAGUGAUAUGAAAAUUUUUUUAUCGAAAACAAAUCCAGAUUUUUAUUCAAAAAUAUCACAAUUUCAGCGAAAAACAAAUUGUGAGUGGAUUACAAUUGCUUUACAAACGGAUCAACAACUUCAAACAUAUCACAGUGAGUUCAGCAUACUCUUAUAUGAAUGAGGAAUAUAAUGACUGAAAGGCGACUAUGAUGUUUUGACCACAAAACGGGAUAUAUGUAGGUUUGUAGAGGAAGAUUUCCGCUAUCUAGUGGUGUAUAUAUUAUCAAAUUCUGUUGCGUACCGUGAGAGAAAAUUAAAAGUAACCCCUCUUUUUUUUAGACUCUUUUAGAAAUUUUUUUAAUUUUUGAGUUAAAUGUUCUGCAUUAUAGAGUAAAGUGUCCUCUACAAAGUAAGACCACUUCCAGCUUUCCAAGACCUUCCGUUGAGGAGAUACAAAUUCUUUAAAGUUUGUUACUUUACGCUGAAAAAAACCUACUUUUUUACUUGCGAAACGUUUUUC
Messenger RNA from Didymodactylos carnosus, 1134 nucleotides. The record is from the annotation of a GenBank genome assembly. Lineage: Eukaryota; Metazoa; Rotifera; Eurotatoria; Philodinida; Philodinidae.